AUGGAAAACGACGGCUCCAAUUUAUAUGCGUCGUCGAGUGACUGGUUUGACAACCUGGACUCUGAACAAGUUCCAAAUGAUGGGAACCUCUUCGGCGCAUUCACGGGAGACAGCAUCGACGGAUCUUUUCCUUUGGUGCCGUACAACCCUUUGCAAUAUUCCCCAGCGGAUGGUUUCUACGACCCGCAUCCAGUGCAAGAACAACCGAACCAUGGCACCUCUCACGGCCGGCUUGUGGGAGAGAACAUAAACAUACUUGACCCUGGUGUCCUGCCUGAUUACCUUGAAGGCUUUCCCGACAUUUCCCAUGCAGCAUUUUUGCCCGAGAAUAUCCAGAGCGCAAGCGACUCCGCUCAGGUUCCUUACCAGGUCUACAAUGAGUUCGGCAAUCUGCCAAUGGAGUACACUUACCAAGAUCAGGCGUCUUCACACCCUGAGCCUGCCCAGGCACUCGCAGGUCCAUCCCAGAUGACAGCCCUUGCACCUGCCGAGCCAACACCUAUCCCGCUAGCGGUUUACAAACCCCAGCAACCUUUUCAGCCGUACAUUCUGGUCCAAUUUCGCCAGAACGGACGACCCUUCGUGAGGGUGAAAGACGUAAUGGGAGGUCGCUGCGAGGGAUUGGAGAGAUCCAACGAAAUUGCCUUUUCAUGGGAGCAAACAACGAAUCCGAAGAUGUCCCUUCGGAUACUGUGGCCAAGGCCCGAGACGGGCGGCGUUUAUGAAGACUACAACAACCAGAUCACUCUAAAGAAUGCGGGUGGAAGCGUGGUUUCGACGGCAAAGGUCGUGCAGAAAGUUGCCGUGAUAGUGCAAAAAUUCGUAGAGAAAAAUCGUGGAGUCGAAUAUGGUGACCCGCAGUGGAAACUUGGACCUGGAUAUAUCUUGUUCGAUGACAUCGUCCUCUAUGGGUUGAUACGCGUAGCCAAAUCCAGCAUUGUGCCCGUGCUUGGACUACUGCCAGUGAGGUCUGGAGUCGAUGCGGUCUAG
Messenger RNA from Sparassis crispa, 990 nucleotides. RefSeq lists its product as hypothetical. Lineage: Eukaryota; Fungi; Basidiomycota; Agaricomycetes; Polyporales; Sparassidaceae. The transcript has 5 exons. Bases 1 to 990 code for a protein of 329 amino acids. The record is from RefSeq and is a predicted model, not a curated record.